This is a messenger RNA of Meira miltonrushii, 2994 nucleotides long. RefSeq lists its product as uncharacterized. Lineage: Eukaryota; Fungi; Basidiomycota; Exobasidiomycetes; Exobasidiales; Brachybasidiaceae. Gene Ontology annotation, biological process: macroautophagy. The coding region runs from base 1 to 2994 and encodes 997 amino acids. The record is from RefSeq and is a predicted model, not a curated record. Gene Ontology annotation, cellular component: phagophore assembly site. The transcript has a single exon. Gene Ontology annotation, molecular function: zinc ion binding; ubiquitin binding.
AUGUCCGCUCCCCAUCCAAUAACACCAUACUACAUUCCACCGCCACCGAAGACCAAGAUGGUGCAAUGCAUUGUCACCAUGUUACCCGUCGGUGCUUUGAAUCACGUUGGUCGUGAUAUCAACACGCGCAUUCCUAUCCCCGUACAAGAGGGCAAGAGCUUCACUGCAGAGAUGCUGGAAAGUAUAAUCCGUUCCAGAAUGCAUGAUAUUGCUUAUCCUAAACUUCUGAGUGGAAGCAUGGAUGAUAUGGAAAUCUUUAUACGUCAUUCACCAAUUCCAAACGUUUACAACGUACCGCGUAAAAAUGUUUCACGUUAUAUGUCUCCAUUCUGUAGAGAAUUCCCUUUUACUCCUUUCAGUACAGUUGUAGUUCAAGCUGAGAUGUGGCACAAGAAAGAUUGGGCAAGUCCAAGUCACAUCUAUUUGCGUAAAGAUGCAAACUAUCCGCUCAGAUUGCAUGUCACAUGCACGCAAGUCCCAGUGCGAAUGGUUGGUGAAACGCAUGUGCAAGCAGGACAAGUUGGGUCAAAGAUUAACUUUACUGUCCCUCUUGGCACCAAGCAAUGCAUCACAGCAUUUCGUCGUGACCUUACAAAUUUGAUCGCAAGCAGAUGUGAUCAGUUAUCCGGGUUCAAUCGAAACAAGUUUGCUGUCGAAGUGUACUUCAAGAAGCCUCAAGACAACACCCAAGAAUCUUCAAAGACAUCUUUUGAAGAUCGUGUAGCACAAUGCAUGUCAAACGAUAAGCCAUUGGAAGUUCAAUUCGCUUUACGUAGCCAGUCCGAGGCGAUCAAGGCAUCCGCCACGCAAAAACAAAAGUCUAUCCCAGUGAAAUCGAGUAUUUCAGACAGUGUGAAUCCAAAGAAUGAUAGUAAUAUCAAGGAAGCAUGUGCAGAUCGCAAAAACGAUGCAAAGAAGGACGAAAGUUUUGGUCUUCAUCAAGGUUUCCUCGAUGCCUUACGCAAAGAGACUGAAAAAGCAAGAGAAAAUGCUCGAUCUAGUAGGCCAACAAAAGUUGAUAUCUUUGGGGGAAGUCAUCCCUGCGCAAACGCAAGCGUGGCUCAAAACGAUAGGCCAAAAAGCUGGAGAGAGAGUGCAUGGAGAGAAAGAGUCUCAAGACAGGUAGAAAAUGCCAACUCAGCUGAACAUGCGAAAGCAUUUAAGCAAGAAGAUGUAUUGCAAACGAUCCCUGCACCGGCAGGCUCGGUUGCACAACCUCCCGAACCUUUUGCAGGCUUGCAACGAGAAGUAGAUCAAUUGGUAAACAAGGUGGCGGGGUCGGUGCAAGAUACCCUUGGCUCAAUCUUUACAAAUAUCCAACCAGAAGUGAAAGAACAUUGCAAGAGGCGAUGUGCUUCGUCAUCAACAUCAUCUAGUCAUUGCGAAACAAAAGAGAAAGAGCGAGAGGUCAAAAACAUAAUCCAUCACUAUGCAACUUGCAAUUUGUGCGAUCAGGGUAUCACGGGUAUUCGCUGGAAAUGUACAGCUUGCAUCGAUUUUGAUGUUUGCUCGGCAUGCAAAGCAACCACACCUUCCACCCAUCCUUACCACCGUUGGAUAAAGCUUCAAACCACGGAUGCUUUACCUUUGGGUGUUCGCCCUAGCGAUUGGAUGAUCCAUCCUAACAUCAUUUGCGACGGCUGUGACAAAGCCGUUGUUGGCCCUCGCUACAAAUGCAUCAGAUGUCCCGAUUUCGAUUGGUGCCACAGCUGCGAAUCUGAUCCUACAAUGCAUCAUGGUACGCCGGAGGAGGAACCACAUCUUUUCCUCAAAAUCAACAAGCCACUGCCGAAGACACAAUCGGUGGAAGCUGCAAAGGUCCAAGCAAAGGCUACUGUCAAUGCCAUGAAUAAGCGUAAAUCUGCCCGUGCUGAAGAGACCAUUGAUAUCACUGUUGAGAUGCCCGGUGCUUUCAGAGAAAACUCUGCAGAACAGUCAGAGUCCAAAUUGGACAAGAUCAUUGAAGUCAUUGAGCGUUUGGAAAAGAAACAGAAGAAGACCAAUAAGCGUAUCGAUAGCUUCGGAGGCCAAUUCAAAGAAUCCAAUGAUGCUAUCGAAAAGAUUCUCAACAAGAUCGAUCAGAUCAAUGCAGACUUAUUGAGAACGCAGACCAGUGCUAAAAUUAUCGAUCCUCCAACUGAAAAGGCGCGCGAGGAGGGUGUUGAAGGCAUUGCAUCCUUACACGCACGUCUGGCAGACUUGUCCGUUCAAGCGCAAAAGUUACCUGGUGCUUUACCUUUAGCAGAUGAUCUGAUCGAUGUAAAGGAAGACCACAAGGUAGCAGAUGUCGCGGCAGCGGAAGAAGAUGCUCAAAGCGUAGCAGAAGAUUAUGAUAUGCAAGUGGAAGCUGAUAUUACUGUUCCUGAUGGAUCACGUUUCGUUGCUGGUUCCUUGUUUGACAAGGUAUGGCUAGUUCGUAAUACAGGUGGAAAGGCAUGGCCAAAAGAUACUUGCAUCACUUCGAUCACCAAUCUUAACAACCCGACUCAAACUGUGAAGCAUUCUGUCAAGAUUGGUCGCGAAGUCAAGGCAGGCCAAGAGACUCAGAUUUGUGUGCUUGAUUUAGUCGCUCGUACAGAGACAGGAAAGGAUGUUCACUAUUUCCGUCUUGCUUUACCAUCUGAAUUCGGCAAAGAAUCACGCUUCUUCGGCGAUCAAUUGUGGUAUGACAUUGAGAUUGUGAAUGAAACAUCAUCCAACGAAACAACUAAAGCAAACAAUUCGAUCGCCUCCUCAAUGCAUCAUGCAAAUCCGCCAUCCUACGAUUCAAAGAAGCAAGAAAGUCAAAACGAAAUGAACGGAUCAUCAUUCUUCCAAGCUCCAUUUGCCCCUCAAAGUGAUCGUGCCCCUUCAACAAGUGGUCGUCAAACUGAAUCAGCCUUGCAUACGCCCACUACCGAACGAUCAUCCGCCCUUGGUGAUGAUUUGGUUCUCUUGGAUAGCGAUGAAGAAUUUGAGAUCAUUGAGCCUUCAAGCGAUGAAGAAAGCGAUUGA